AUGCCGAAAGUUGUCUGGACUUCAGAGAAUGAUCGUAGGCUUCUCAUUCGUCUCAUCGAGCGCUCCGCAAAAUCUUAUGACACUGUGGAAUUAUGCAAAAUCUUCCCAGGAGCAACCCCUAAAGCCAUUGAGGAAAGGAUAGCAAAGCUCAAACGGGAGGCUAAGGCUAUGGACCACCCCAAGCCGAGAAACCAUCCAAAGGGGAAGAGUGGCCCGAAGAAACGACCGCCUCCGGUAGUCCCCAAGGAGGAAGAAUGUGCAGUGAAGAAAAUUAAGACGGCGGAGGAUGAGGAUGACAGUACUGAACUUGACGGUGCCGAUGUCGACAUUGAUGGAACUGAUGUUACUGCCGAUGAUGUCGUCGAUAACGAUAUCAACGGUAGCACUGAUGCUGCCAAUGACAUUAACACUAUUGAUAGUAUUGAUGCUGCAGAUGAUACAGGAGCUGUAGACGACCUACUCGUGGCGAAGGUGGAAGAAGAAGAUGAAGGGGCGCUGUCAGACCGUUCGCUUUAUAACGAGCCACUGGCUUCGAGUCCGAUGCAAGCGAUCCAAUCAGUGGUGGGGGUGAAGCGUGAGGUUGAGUCGAACGAUGAUACGGAAUCUGAACCAGAACAUGCACCGGAAGGUGAUCAGGAAGGUGAUCAGGAAGGUGAUCAGGAAGGUGAUCAGGAGGGUGAUCAGGAAGGUGAUCAGGAGGAGACGGAGCCGGAGCUGGAGCCGGACGCCAAUGAUGAUGUAGAAUCGGAAUCUGAAUCGGCAGCCGAAGAUCCUGAUUACCAGGAUGAUGCUUUUGUUAAGUCGGAGCUAGACUCUGACGCGGAUUCGGAGUUUAUGUAG
This is a messenger RNA of Morchella sextelata, 840 nucleotides long. RefSeq lists its product as uncharacterized. The record is from RefSeq and is a predicted model, not a curated record. NCBI's taxonomy places the organism in Eukaryota, Fungi, Ascomycota, Pezizomycetes, Pezizales, Morchellaceae. The transcript is spliced from 5 exons. The coding region runs from base 1 to 840 and encodes 279 amino acids.